Molecule: messenger RNA, 7758 nt
Organism: Scylla paramamosain (green mud crab)
Lineage: Eukaryota; Metazoa; Arthropoda; Malacostraca; Decapoda; Portunidae
Gene: FucT6
Product: alpha-(1,6)-fucosyltransferase-like
Exons: 11
Coding region: 614-2092 (492 amino acids)
Biological process (GO): protein N-linked glycosylation
Molecular function (GO): alpha-(1->6)-fucosyltransferase activity; protein binding
Source: RefSeq, a predicted model, not a curated record
UCAGUAUCGCCUGAACCUUGGAAGAGGGUGGACGUGUGAUCCUCCUCUCCUGCCCUUUAGUGACCGCCUGGGGAACUACGGCUGUGGUGGCUGGGGUAGAUGCAGUGGGGGGAGGUAGCCGGCGGUGUGGUGGUGUGGUGGCGGUGGUGGUAGUGGUGGUUGGUAUAGCUUGCACCUUAUACCAGAAUACAAGAAGGGCGAGUUUCUCUCUCCUGCAUGCCGCUGUUUCUGCUGCUGCUGCUGCCCCCACUGCUGCAGGAGGGACAGGAGGCGUCUGACGUGAAAGGAUGAGGUGGGUGGGGCGGGUUGGGCGUGGCGUGUGGGCGGGGCUCUGGGUAUCAUCUGGCUGGUGGGCGUGGCUCUCCUGGCUCCCCCCGGCCCCCUCUCCUCCACCAGCGACCCGCACCUGUCUGAACGCCUCCAUCGAGCUGUGCAGGAGCUUGAUGUCCUUAAGAGACAGAAUGAUGACAUAAGACAAGCCCUGCAGGAUUUCACUCAGCAGGUGAAGUCGCUGAACAGUGAUGGGGCAGAGGUGGCAGCCAACACAGUGAAAACCAACAGCAAUCCAGCAGUGGUGGCCGAGUUGCAGAGGAAGCUGGAACAUGCACAGAGGAUGCUGCAGCAGGCUGACGUCACUGCAGAACGCAAGUCAGGCUUCUCAGACUUCACCCCAUCCCUGGAGUUUGAGCUGACCAGGAGGCAGGUGGAGAAGGGGGUACAGGAGAUGUGGUGGUACACUUGCGACCAACUCCACCAGCUGAGGAAGAAGGUGGAAAUGCAUACAGAAGCCAAAGAACACAUUGAUCAAAUCCUGGAGGAGGGACUUGACCACACCAGGGUGAUCCAAUACGACAUGACCAAGCUAAGUAAACUGGAUGGUCUGGGCACGUGGAGGGAGCAGGAGGCAGCAGACCUGAGUAAUCUUGUCCAGAGAAGGCUACAUGACCUCCAGAACCCGCCAGAUUGCAGCAAAGCAAAGAAACUUGUGUGCAAUCUGAACAAGGGGUGUGGGUACGGCUGCCAGAUUCAUCACGUGGUGUACUGCUUCAUUGUGGCUUACGGCACCAAGCGAACCCUUAUCCUCAAGUCCCGGGGGUGGCGCUACAACAAGAAUGGCUGGGAGGACGUGUUUCGACCCCUCAGCGACUCCUGCAUCAGCCCCAAUGGCAACACCCACUCCCACUGGCCCGGAACCAACGACACACAGGUGCUGGACUUACCAAUCAUUGACACACUGUCCCAACGGCCGCCCUUCCUGCCACUGGCCAUCCCAAAGGACCUGUCAGACCGCCUGACGCGGCUGCACGGGGACCCAGCAGCCUGGUGGGUGGGGCAGUUCCUUAAGUAUAUGUUGAAGCCGCAGCCCAAGACUCAGGACAUGCUGGACAACCUGGCAGAGACACUAGGGUUCCAAAAGCCCAUUGUGGGGGUCCACGUGAGAAGGACAGACAAGGUGGGGACGGAGGCAGCCUUCCACUCCAUUGAUGAGUACAUGGGCCACGUGGAGAGUUACUUUACCACGCUGAAGAUGACGCAGCCUGACGUGGUAAAGAGAGUGUACCUUGCCUCAGACGAUCCCACUGUCAUCACUGAGGCGCAGAAGAAGUUCCCAGACUACACAUUCAUUGGGGACUCAAACAUAGCACGGACGGCGGCGGUGGCCACACGCUACACAGAUGCCUCCCUCAAGGGCAUUAUAGCUGAUGUGCACUUCCUCUCCCUCACCGAUCACCUCGUGUGCACCUUUUCGUCACAGGUGUGUCGCAUUGCAUAUGAAAUCAUGCAGAGCUUCCAUCCUGACGCUUCUGGUUUCUUCCGCUCCCUUGACGACAUCUACUACUACGGGGGACAGAAUGCCCACAACCAGAGAGUGCGCUUCCCUCACACCCCCCGCAGAUCUGAUGAACUCUCGCUCAUUCCCGGGGACAUUGUGGGCAUCGCUGGGAACCACUGGGAUGGUUACUCAAAAGGCAUGAACAGACGCACGAGGCAGAACGGCCUUUACCCAUCAUACAAGGUGGAGGAGGUGGUGGACAUUGCUGAUUUUCCCAUCUACGCCGACAACCAGAACCAGAAAGGAAGAGGAGCAUAAAUGUGUGUUUUUUAUUUGUGUGUGUGUGUGUGUGUGUGUGUGUAUAGGUAGUUGUUUUGUUAGUCUUUUUUUUUUGUUUUUGUUUUUUUGUUUGUGUCUGUGUGUACGUGUGGGUUUUUCAUUAAUUUUCAUGGUUUGUUUCUUAUUUUUUUUGUUUUUUUAUUUUUUUUAUUUUUUUAUUUAUUCAUUUUUGCAUUUUUUCAUUCUUUUUCCUCUCAUAUUUUUCAUGUUUCUGACUCUUUUUUUCUUUUUUUUGUUGUGGCCUUAUAUAUUUUACUUUUCUGUGUGUGUUUUAGUUAUUUAUUACUAUUAUCUCUUUUUUUAUGUAGGGAUGUGAAAGAUUUGUAAGUAGGAAAAAAUAUAAGUAAAUAGUUCAUAUGAGGACCUUAAAAUGACUACUACUACUACUACUACUACUACUACUACUACUACUACUACUACUACUACUACUACUACUACUACUACUACUUCUACUACAAAUACUGCAUCAAGAGUAUACAUACCUCACUGGAAGAUAAUACAUGCAGUUAUUUUCAUCUUACGUAUAAUAAUUGAAGCAUAUUCAUUAAUUUGUAGUUUUCCUGCUUCUUGUGUUUGUAUAUAUGUAAAUGUGUAAUAAUUAUUUUCUGUAUUUAAUUCUGUGUCAGUAUUUCACGUUUUCUUUGUUGUUUCAGCCGUGGAGUUUGAGAGGCAUACAAUUCUAUAUAUUACAGUACAAUAUUGCAUGGUUAGUAAGACAUUGCUGUAGCCUAAUUUAUAGAAAGUUGAAUUGUUUACCUUCUUGUUGAUUUGAGUGAAUCCAGUGAAGAAUGGAUGAACGUAGAGAGAGAGAGAGAGAGAGAGAGAGAGAGAGAGAGAGAGAGAGAGAGAGAGAGAGAGAGAGAGAGAGAGAAAGUGUGAAAGAGAGGGUUGCAGAGAGGGAGAGAGAGAGAGAGUGAUACAUUUUAACAAGUAACUAAUGCAAUACUCUUUUCAAAGCAUCUAUAAUUUAACGAGAAACCAAGUUAAUUAUUAAUAUACGUAUCAAAACUAAAAAUUAACAUUUGGGUUUGGUUUGCCCCACGUAGAGAGUGACAAACCCAAAAUAACUUACCUUACGAGGCUCUUGACUUUUCACUCCUACAGGGUGACCCAAAAGUCUAGACACUUCAGUUCAUGUCCAGUCUUUUGGGUCACUUCUAGAAUGUCGACACUCUUGCCAAAAUGUCCUGAGGUUUGUUUGCAGUGGAGCAUUUGUUGGUGUACUCAGGGUAGAAACUGCUGCAGAUUAUGAAGAAGGAGUAGGAGGAGGAGAAGGUAGAUACCGUCGCAAAUUAUGAAGUAGUAGGAGGAGAGGAGUAGUUAUAAGAAUUACUGUGAAAUUUUAAAUGCAAGAGUUUAAGGAGAAGAAGGAGGAGAAGAAAGAGGAGGAGGAGGAGGAUGCGUGGAAAGAGCAGAGGAGUACUUAUAAAUAUUACUGUGACAUUUUAAAGAGCAGGGAGUGAAGGAGAAGAAGAAAGUGUGGAAGGAGGAGGAGGAGAACAAUAGAUAUUAUAUAGAUAUUUUAAGGUGAGAAGAGAAGGAGCAGUAGGAGGAGGAGGAGGAAGAGAAAGAAGAGAAAUGGGAGCAAGUAGAGGCUAGGUAUAGUAGCAACAAGGAAGAAUUUAAUAGGAAUGAUCAGUUAGAAGAAGAAGAAGAGGAAGAAGAAGGAGGAAGCUAGAUAUAAAAGUUCCAAGAAAGUGUUUGAAAAUGAAAUAUCAAGACAGGGAGAAGGAAAAAGAGGUGGAGGAGAAGUAGAAACCGUAAGAGGAAGAAGAGAUACAAAAUAGAAAGAAAAGUAUGUGAAAAUGGAAACCUCGCUCUAAAGGGACUGUAAAAGAAAAAAAAAUAUGGAGCAUGUAUCAAUAUUAUCAAUGUGAGGUCCUGCCAUUGAUGUGCUGGGAGAAACAAAUGUGGCAUUCUUUUAUUCACUGCAAAUUGUUCUUAUUUUCCAAGGUGCAGUUACUGGUGUUUGUUAAUGUUCCGUCACCGUGUCGAUCACUCUGUGUUGUGAAAAAUCAUGCACUCCCAUCAUCCCCUUUCCCCCCAACAAACAUUUUUACCAUUUGUCUGUGCUGGGGAAUGUGAGGAGUAGAGAAGUAUGGGCCUGUAAAAAUGGUUAUUUAUAUUCAGGAAUUAAGCAACAUACCACACUCCCUUCCCCCACAAACUCUUCUUCCCCAGUUGACCGUGCAGGGAAGUGCUCUGUCAUGUUAUAAGGGUGGCUGAGAUUAGCAGAGGCUGGAAAAGAUGGUUAAUCAUGGUUAGCUGUGUCCAGAAGUCAACUACCACACUCCCCUUCCCAUCAAGCCAUUUUUAACAGCUGUCCACGUUUGUUUUGUCGUAUUACGAGGGUGGAAGGGAGGAGUGAAGGAGUGUGGGUCUCUAGUAAGUGGUUGGUCAUGUUCAGAAUUCAAGCAACGUACCGUACUCUCUUCCUCUGUAGCGGGAUUCAGGUUAGAAAUAGGGAAGAAUAACACUCAUAUCUCCAUGUAUACAUAUGCAACAUUGUAUUGAGUACAUUGUCCAAGAGAGUUUGUUAGGUAUAGAGACACAACUUUCCUUCCACAGAACGCCAAAUAUGUCACAAAAAAAACAAAAAUGCAUCUUUCAGUGUCAUAAAAUUUUGCUGUUAUCUUGCCCCUUUAGCCCCCCAAAAAAUACAGAAACAUGCUCAAAAAAAUCACAUUUCGAACCAUAAUAACAAUUCACAGUACCAUUUUCUCUACAGGUUUAAUUUUGAUACGUUUACAGACCCACACACAUCCAUACAAACCACUGGCAUAAUUCAACAGUCCCCCCAGAGAGAAACAUUGAAUUGAAGCCCUUAUGAAUAUAUAUACUAAUGAGUCGAUUUUUGACUGUCAGUGCAUCUGGGAAUAAACAAUGUGUAUAAAGAUGAAUGUACAUAUGUAAAUAAGAACCAGUUACUCAGUGUUUCCCUCCACCUGUCAGUCAAGGGUCCCCUCCAUUAAGCCGUUAGCAGCCAGUUACAAGUUAUAUCACAGUCAUCACGGUUAUUAGUUGUUAUUUACACACGUUUCAGAAGCCCCAGUUAGUGUGAUGCAGGUGAUGUGAAAGUUGGUGUUCUUUUCACUCAUUUUCACUUUUUUUCCUAGUUACCGGUCAUUUCUUCCACACGUCUCGGGAAAACAUGCCACUUCAGAAAACCCGGCUGGUUUGGAUACAGGUUGUAAUGCUAGUUUUGUGCUGUUUUUGUUGUAUUUUGCAUUUUUUUUUUUUUUUUUGGUGUGCUGUUGCAUUUUACUUGUGAUUACUUGAAUGUCCCCAGUUGAUUUUUUAAAGCUUGUGGCUGUUUUUUUUUUUUUUAAAGAUUCAUGAGUAGAAAGAAUGUGCAUUGUUCUUUUUAUAAUGACUUGCUUUAUUUAUUUAUUUUUUAUGUUAUUGAUUGAUUUUUUAAAGAUUUGCCAGUAAGUGUGUCUUUACAAUUCACAAGUCAGAGAGAUUUUUACGUGCAGUGUUUUUUUUUUUUUUCUCUUAUUACGAAUGAUGGGUGAUACAUUACUCAUGACUGAAAUGACUUGUAUGGUAUUCUUUUUAUUAUGAAUUGUGUCUGAAGGGUUUAAAUGAUGAGUGUAAUUAUGGAAGGACCUUCUGUUUAACUUCUAUAUCUAUUUAUGCAGAAGAAAUCAUGUUUAUGUACCUUUGAUAUUUAAAAAUCCAUCUCUGUUUUAGCAUAUAAGCAUAAAAAAAAAACACUAAAUUUUGUCAUAUACUAGCUGGGGUUUCAUAUAAGUAAGACAAUUCAUGUUGACUUCAAUAUUUCAGAACUCAAGCCUGUACUGUGUCUCUUCAGUUCUUUGUCUCUUGUUGAAUAUUAUAAAGAUAUGAUAUAUGCAGUGACUUCAACUUUAGGUCUCUGUUCUUAAAUGUUCCAGUGCUUUUUCUCAUUUCCUGACCAUUAACAGGCUCAAGUGGAAGGUACUGAGGUUUUCAAGGGUGUUUUUGUGACUCCAGUGAUAGUUUAACAGGCUGUAGUGAGAGGUAGGGUUUCCAAGGGUGUUUUCAAGGUUCUAGUGCUAAUUGUCGUGGGUUUUCAAGUGUUUUUGUGAUUCAAGUGGUAGUUUAACAUUUUUUUGGAAGUUAUUGGGAGUUUUUAAUAUUCUAGUGCUAUUUAUUAUUGGGGGUUUUCAAGGAUGUUUUUUUGUGAUUCUAGUGCUAGUUUAACAUAGUAGUGGAAGCUACUGGGAUUUUUCAGGGUGUUUUCAUGAUCCUAGUGAUAGUUUAACAGGCUGUCAGGGAAGUUAUUAGGGUUUUUCAGGGUGUUUUCAUAAUCCUAGUGCUAGUUUAACAGGCUGUCGUGGAAGUUAUUAGGGUUUUCAAGGGCGUUUUCAUGAUUCUAGUAAUAGUAUAACAAGCAUAUCACAUCACCAAAUGUAAAAAAAAAAAAAAAAAAAAAAAACACCCAGGAGAACCUCAUUGUCUACAUGGCCUUUCAAAAACAACAGUGAUGAGAGAACCAAACAUUUAAAAACACUGACCCUCAAACAUCUUAAACUACCUUCAACUUUUCUAAGCAUACAUGGGCUAGACAUCUGUGAUUGCCAUUUACUGUACAUACGAGGUUAAACGACCAUCCCUAACGAGUGCUAACUACCUGGGAGGACGGCAGGUAGGCUCUUUUGUAUUUAGUGAACCAUGUGUGAUAGCAUGGACCGGUGGGCAUAAUGUGUUUGUGUUCGGUGUAAGUGACCCCUCGGCGAUCGUUGUAUUGGAGUGUUGUAUACUCAGGAAAGAGAGAGGAGAGGAGGAGGAGAAAAGUAGUAAAACAGGAAAGGAGAGGAAGAGAAAACUACUAAGAGAGUAAAGGAGAGGUGGAUAAAAUUAGUAAAUGUGAGAGAGAGGAAAGGAGAGGAGGAGGAGGAGGAGGAGGAGAGGAAACUAGUGAGAGGAAAGAAGAGGAAAAGGAAGCUAGUAAGUGUAAGAGAGAGGAAAGGAGAUGAGGAGAAAACUAGUGAGAGAGGAAAGGAGAGGAAGAUAAAACAAGUAAAAGAGAGGGAAGGAGAGAAACAAAGCUAGUAAGUGUAAGAGAAAGGAAAGGAGAGGAAGACAAGAUUAUUAAGUGUUUCUCAACCUCAGAAAUGUUAUAUUAAUGGAAGUUGAUGAAGGAGAGGCUGGGAAAGGCAGUGUCCCUCAUCUCAGAAGCAGGAAUUUACUGGAAAGGAGGAGAGAAGAUAUGUAAAUGUUUCUCAUCUUGGAAAUGUUAAUUGCAGAAGGAAAGAGAGAGAAAAGGAGAGAAAGAGAAGAUAAGUAAGUGUUUCUCAUCUCAAGUCUUACAUUUAGCUGAAGUUUCCUUAAGAGAGCAGCUGAGAAAACUUGCAAUAUUCUCUCUUAAGUCAUAUACAGAUUACCUGAAGGGAGAGGAUGAGAAAAUAAGCAUUCCUUGUCUCUCAGUCUUCACAUACACCUGGAGUUUGCUUGAGGGGAAGGCUGAGUGGGAGGGAAGCAAGUUAUCCUGGUCUUGAUUAUAUAUUCAGUAAAGUAAUGGAUGGACUGAAAGGACAGGCUGGGUGGGAUGCAGUUCUUGGUGUUCCGAGUCAUGAUAACCAAACGUGACAUUCCUGUUUUAUAUUCAAAGACUGAAGUGUUGUACGUACCAGUUGCACUCGAAUAAAAGAGAGAAAGUC